GAAACCACCCCUCUGGUGGGCUAUACCCUUAAAGGGAUAUGCGUCGCAAGAUACUGUCGGUGGUUGCCACUUCGGGAGAUUCCGAAAAAAAUCAGCUGUGUUCGUGGAUUUGAACUCAGUUCGUUUCGUUCAUCUGUUUACUAAGAAGCGCACGUUUCUCUGCACCACAUUUGUCACCAAGAAUCCACUGUUAGCUAUUACAAACGAAGCAAUGUAAAGUUUUGUAGUAUUGCACAUAGUUGCUCGGUUCUUUAGCCUCUAGAGAUUAAAACUUUCUUGAAGCACCGUAGUCACGACUGACUAUCGGACAUAUGUAUACCGCCGCAUAUGUCGUCUACGUACAUACAUCUACGUCCACACGUAUCGUUGCAUAUUUAAAGUGGACAAUUCGAUGGCGAUCGUAGUACCGGCUCACAACGGAGAGGGGAAAAAGACUUCAGCGAUCUUUCCAUUUCUUACAUUUUUAUGGAAAACCACGACGAAAUGUAUUCGCGGUCUAUGCACUCGGCUGGAUAAAAAUAUUUUAUGAGCAACUUCAAUUGCGAUCAAUUGCCGAAGGCUGAACUCACUAAUUUCUUAGAAUACUUCAAUUUUCUCCAUGUAGGCAUUCAAUAAUAUAUGUAGAACUAUCAUCAAAACGUACGCACGCGGUUGAUCAGAAUACAUUUCUUUUAUAUAUCCGAGGAUUUUCGUUCUAUUAUACACAUCUUAAUGGAUUCGCUUUUGUGUACAGCAGAGCAUAAAGAGAAAUAAGAAACUAUGACUCGUAAAAGUACGUUUAACCGCACGUUGAAGUUUAUGCUCGCUUUAUGUGGUAUUUGGCCAGGCACAUCUUAUGCUUUGCUCUGCAGAAUAUUUUGGAUCGUUUCUUUGACAGUUGUUAUAUUCUGCCACUACCGUUACUUUGUGACACAUUUCUAUACUGCCGAAGUUUUGGAUUUGAUGGAUUGUCUGUCCACCUUUCUUGCAUAUUCCAAAAUACUUAUCAAGUUUACAGUGUUUUGGUUCAAUCAACAAAAAUUCGCCAAAAUCGUGGCAUUGAUAGCGGAAGAUUGGAAUGAUUGCGCUAACAACGACAUCAGCAUGCGUGAGACGGAACGCAAAGCAAAAAUGUCGGAUCGUAUUACAAAUGCGGUCGUCAUUCUUCACACAAUGACAAUCGUUGCAUAUUGCCUCGGUAUCAUCCUGGCCGAUGCCGAUAUUACGGAUACCACGAAAGAACCGCUUUGGGUCAACAAGAUACAAAUUCCUUUCGACGUAAAGACACAAUCAACAUACAGAAUCAUUUUAAUAGCAGAAUUUUUGUUUAUGGUCCCUUGUGGGUGGGUGGCUGGUAUAACAAACUCCUUACUAUUGACAUUGAUCUUACAUACGGCCGGCCAAAUCGAAAUUAUGAGUCACUGGCUGGCGCAGCUGUCUUGUAAAAACGAGGGCAAAUCAAUCGCUGCGACUACGAGCAAAAUUAUUCAAAAGCACCAAAAAAUUAUCAAGUUUUCGAGGCAUAUUGAAAGUCUUUAUACAUAUAUUGCAUUGCUGCAGUUCGUGUCAAACACGAUAAUGAUUUGUUCGCUGGGUUUCGUUAUUGUAACAGCAAUUGGUAGUCCCAAUGCAGUGGAACAACUCCUGCAAUCAUUAUUAUUUUAUACUAUAACAAAUCUCGAAGCAUUUAUCUUUUGCUACGCUGGAGAAUAUUUGAACAAUAAGAGCAGAGAAAUUGGUGUCGCCGCGUAUAACUGUGAGUGGUACGAUUUAAAAUCGGCAGAAAGUCGUCUUCUGUUAUUUAUCAUAGUAAGAUCGCAGAAACAAUUGUCACUCACUGUAGGAAAACUGAUGGAUCUUUCCUUACAAUCUUUUACAAGCAUUAUGAAUACUUCGGGAUCGUAUUUGUCAGUGCUGUUGGCAAUGCAAUAAGCAGUUCGACAAUUUUUAAAUAAUUUUAGACAAUUUGAAGUUAUCUGUAAAUCACUGGUUACAGAAACACACGGUUUAAUAUAAUAUAUUUUUCUAAAUAUAAUCAUAAAAUGUUUAAUUCUUUUCGUUUAAAUAAUCGGUACAUUUACAGAUGAGAAAUAUUGUAAACACUUGUCGCUAUGCAAGAAUUAAUUUGCUUAAAUUCUGGUUACUAUAAAUAAAAUAAUG
Messenger RNA from Vollenhovia emeryi, 2139 nucleotides. RefSeq names its product odorant receptor 4-like. The coding region runs from base 760 to 1911 and encodes 383 amino acids. Lineage: Eukaryota; Metazoa; Arthropoda; Insecta; Hymenoptera; Formicidae. Gene Ontology annotation, cellular component: plasma membrane. The record is from RefSeq and is a predicted model, not a curated record. Gene Ontology annotation, molecular function: odorant binding; olfactory receptor activity. The transcript has 6 exons. Gene Ontology annotation, biological process: detection of chemical stimulus involved in sensory perception of smell; sensory perception of smell.